CCACCACCACUCAGGUUAUUGCUGAAUGUAUGGGUGCAACUUGGGCGUGUGUUUUGCUGUUGAUACUCGAACAGGCCGACCGCGUUCAGCUGUGAAUUGAUCAAGUUUGCGGUUUGGCCGAAACUCAUUUAUCUUCGAGAAAGAUCAUAAUGGGAAAAAAGGUAGUUCCUUAUAAGGGGCAGAAGUAUGAUGAAAUAGUCAAGAGAUGCCAGGCGAGUGGCAGCCCGUGGGAAGAUCCAGAGUUCCCUGCAUCUGAUGCUUCCCUAUUCAACAAACGAAGUUCCCCAGGAAGGAUUGAAUGGAAGAGACCUAAGGAUAUUUGUCCCAAUCCUCAUCUUGUUGUUGAAGGUACAAGCACAGGUGAUGUAUCUCAGGGUCAGCUAGGCAACUGUUGGUUUGUAGCAUCCUGUGCUAACCUAGCUCAAGAAAAGGAGCUGUGGGAGACGGUGGUACCUAACUACAAGGAGCAGGAGUGGGAUGAUGAACAUCCUGAAAAGUACUGUGGGGUCUUCCAUUUCCGUUUCUGGCGUUUCAAUCAGUGGCUGGAUGUAGUGAUUGAUGACCGUCUACCAACCAACAAUAACAAGCUUAUCUAUGUCCAUUCUAAGGAAAGGAAUGAGUUCUGGAGUGCAUUGCUUGAAAAAGCCUAUGCCAAACUGAGUGGUUGCUAUGAGAACCUAGAUGGAGGCAACACUGCAGAUGCACUUGUUGACUUCACUGGUGGAGUUGCUGAGACAAUCUCCCUGACUGAUGAGAAAUACAUGGAAGACUUUGAGAAGAAGAAAGAGUUUCAUAAAAGUCUCAAGAAGUAUAGUGAAAGGAAUUUCCUGAUGAGUGCCUCUAUAAAGUUUGUCUUAUAUCAUCAUGUGAUGUUUGGACCAUGGAGUGAUGGAUCUCCAGAAUGGAAUAAAGUUAGUGAUAGUCAGAGAAAGAGCCUUGGAAUUACUUUUGAUGAUGACGGGGAAUUUUGGAUGCCGUUUGAUGACUUUUGCACCCAAUUCACAAAUCUUGUGAUCUGCCGCAUGCCCAAUAAGAGCUACUUCAGCAUUCAGCGUACCUGGCAUGAGAAGGUUAUGAUUUCAGCAUGGAAGAAAGGUCAAGGCAAGGCCAACCGAGCUGGAGGAUGCAUCAAUAACAGGGAAACAUUCCUACAGAACCCACAGUUCAUCAUUUCAGUGGAUAGUGAUGAAGAUGAUAUUAUUCUCUGCUUGACUCAACCUGACCAUAAAGCUGAAAAUAAGGAAAACAAGACCAUUGGAUUUAACCUGAUGAAGGUUGAAGACAAUCGCAAAUACAGACUCCACACUCCAGGACAAAAGGUCUUGAACUCUACUUUCAUCAAUUCACGCAGUGUCUUUGAGAAAUGCACCCUCAAGAGAGGUCGUUAUGUCGUCCUGGCAACGACUUUUGAUGCUGGAGAAGAGGGUCCUUUAAUGAUGAGGAUCUUUUCUGAUGAAGGAGCCAAGUGCUGGGAGUUAGUCAAAGAGGCUCCAUCUCGUACAAUGAUGAGUAAUAUUCGUGGCUAUCCACAAGUUGUGUCCAAGAUUACUGUGCUAUCUGCCACUGGACUCCAGAAACAGGACCACUUUGGUGGAGGUGCUGACCCAUAUGUGUAUUUGAGAUGGGAUAAUCACACCACACGUUCCCCAGUCAUCAAGAACUCACUAAACCCGGAGUUCAACUUCAGUGCCAUAUUGUACCGCAAGAAACCACAAAAUCCAAUUGUAGUGGAGAUAUGGAACAGUAAUGUUGUGAAGGACCAGUUCAUGGGAGCAGCUGUCUUCAUGGCUCCAGUGGACAAUCAACCUAAGCAAUACACCUCACCAUUACAUGGAAAAGGCCGUAAGACAGAUGAGACUAGACCAGGAUCUAUCAGUGUAGUUGUCCAUACAACUAAUGAUCUGGAAGCUUUCUAAACACCAAGUAACUGUUUCUACAGCACUCCAGAACUUGAUAAUAAAUUCCAGGCCUGUGUGCAGUUUGCUGCUAACAUGUUGAGAUUGUUACAAGGAGUAAUGCAACUUGUAUAGUUUGAAUAAAAACCUGAAACAGUACUUCAGUGUGCUCUUUACAUCAAUCGAACAUGCUUUGUUGAACAAACCAUUUGGCAUAACAAAGUCACUACGACAACUUUUGUACAUAACAUGGUAUUUUCUAUAAAAAAUUACCAUCUGGUUUCCUGCAUUGAGGAAUUAGUUAAAAUGUUCUAAUUGAACUUUGCAAACAUUCUACAAUAAUUACCACAUUUUCUUACUUUUGAUAAAUAUGUAUGCUGUUCAGUUUACAAGGCAUGACAGCAAUGUUUAUAUACAUUGUAUCUGUAAAAGCAAGAUGUAAUAACUGAUUGCACCAGGGCUUUCCAUGUUUUCUUGUGAGUCUAGCUUAAACUUGCCUUCAUUAAAGCUUUUUAAGACCCAAACUAGUCUUGUCAUUUAAAUGUCAUGUGACCAAAAGAGCAGAGAAAUAGAUCAUUCCAAGAAUUCCUAAUAUCAUACUGCGAGUGUAGUAGUCAAGGAUCUUUCCAAUAUUUUUGCAUAUUCAGGUGCAGAAUGUUGCAUCUUCUAUGGGAUUUCAAUUUGUCAGUGACCGAGGUUUAACAAGAAUUUUAGAAAACAAUGACUGUUACUGAAAUUCAGACAAAUGCUUAGUUUUGAAAGACGUCUUGGUGCCACUUAUCCUUUCAAAUGAUGCAUUUACUUCCGGUGUAAUCUGUCUGAUCAUCAGUUCUGAUCUGUCUGGUGGUUUGCAACCGUGUGUUCAAAUAUACAAUACAAACGAGUGGUGAGAUUAAUUGUACACACAGUUGUAAGGCGUGUGAAGAUGGUGCAUGCGCCAUUGCCCGUGUGUAAUGUGUAUUUCAAUUCAUUAUACAGGCCUAAAGAACCAGGACAUAUUUCUGGGCUUACUUGGCUUGGCUUAUGUUUUCUGUAUCUGAUAAAGUUCUGUAGGCCAUGCUCUGUCCUCUCAGAAAGAGCUUUAAAUGUAUAAAUACCAUUCUUCAGCACAGGUAGCACUUGUGCUAUCAAGUUUCCAGAAGCACAUACAUGUAUUAAUCAUGUGUAAGUUGAACUUGAUGUUUAUACUUGUAACUGUUGUUAAAAAAUGGGUUUGCACUAUUUCAGUGUUGAGUACAAACUCAAAUACUAUCAAGGUGGUUGUAUCUGUAAAGGGUGGUUUACCAAGUUACCACGGUACCUUAUUUUUACAUGCAUCUCUGCAGUCAGAAAUGACUGAGUGAUUCUGAUUCUAAAACACAAGUAAAAUUGCCAUCUGUUGCUAAUUUAGCCAGAUUCAGUGCUAAGAUGAGCUGUCCAAAACAUCACUUUGAUGAAAAUAACAUUUACUAGAAAUGUGAAUUUAUUUUUUCAGAUUUCCUGGUACCAAUCCUGUGUCACCAAGCUGGUCAGUAGCUGAAUCAUGUUUUAUAUGUUGAUUGCAUUUGGGCAUAAUGCAUGUAGCUACUGUAUCAACAUGUUGAUGGAUUACAAUUGUUGAAAUGUUCCAGUUUGUUGAUAAGUACUCUGUUACACAAACAACUUCAACAAACUGACCGGUUUUUAAGAAAUAUUUCUACAUUUAUCUAUGCUGGAAAAACGUUGACAUAUUUUCCACCUUUAAUGCCAUACUGAGACCUUGAACUACAUGUACGUAAAAAAAAAUUGAAGUUUGUCAUCACAUUUGGUUCAUAUUUUGUGAAGAUGCUGGCAUGUACGAAAAGACUAAACAAACUUGUAGCCUCUCUAUGAAUGGUUCUAACAACCUUCAGGAAGCUGAUGCUGCUUUUAACAGUGCCAGAGCUGUGGUCUUUAAUACAACAGUUAGUUUUAAUGUUUUUAAUACAUGUAUAUGCUAAUCAAGUGAAAUUAUCUGCAUGAUGAACUAAUUAAUUUGCAUUAUUAUAACUAUGGGUUGCAUGCUUUAUAUAAUAAUUUUUAAGGUGUUUCACUUGAAUGAAUUUUUUUACUGAAAUCAUGUGACAUUGUAAUUGAUAUUUUGUGGAUGUAAGGGGAGUAUAUUUCAACCUAAGUUUUGUAUUCUAGUAAGGUGGAAGAAUUUUUGUAUUGCAUAGUUGUGUAAACUUUUUUAUUUUGUGUGCUGUUGGAAAGGGGGUUUUAUGUGUGUAGAUUGAAUGGCGCAGAUUCUGCUGUGUUUGUUUUGAAUGCUUUAAUACAUUUAAAUGUAUAUGUAGUUGUCUAAUUCAGUAGUGAUCUUACUUUCUAACUUUCUAGCAUUUUGCAGAACUAAGUGUGGUUUUAAUAUUGAUUUUAUCCCUCUUCUUAAGGAUCUACUUGCCCAUUUCACAGACAGUUGAUUUUGCUUGUAUUCUUGUUUUUCUGGAACAUUUGUUGCAACUGCAUUUUUGUAAUUGAAAAAAUUAGGACAAGAUUAGAUGCCGUGCCACUGCCGUGCUGAACUUAAUUCAAAUGAGUGUGGCAGUAGCACGGUAAUAGCACAGCAGUUGCGCUAAAUGCCGAACUUAAAGCAGUGUCAUGCCAUUUCCAUUGGAAUGAAGGAAGCGUGGCAUACCCUGUUGAGCUAAAGGGCUUGCCAUGCCAAAUUCCAUUUGCCAAGCCAAAUUGCGCUACCGACGUGCAAUAGCCGUGCCGAACUUAAAGAAAUUGAAGUAGGCACGGCAGUAGCACGGUGUAUAGGCUGGGCCUUAGUUGAAGUAAAAUGUUGCUUUAUUCAGCCUCUGCAUAAACACCAGUGACAAUAUUUUCACUUACAUCUGUAAACCUAAAUUCAUAUUUUAGCUCCAAAAACCCUUUAAUUCAAUAUACUUGUAGUGACUUCUUACUUAUCUUGGUAUGCCAGUGUAUGCAAGAUUAGGUCAGAAAUUGCCCUAGCUAAGACCGAUUUGUUGAAAAGGGACCAAGUUUUGAACAGCCAUUGUAAAUCAGAAUAGAACAGAUUCCAUUGAUACAAAAGGAAUGUUUUUCUUGUUCAUUUUCAUUCCUUCAGAUUAAUCAAACUGCAGUGGUUAAUUAAGGAGAAGUGCCUGAGGAAACCCAAUGCAGUCACAAGAGCAUAUAGUUCCACAGACUACUACAUGUAUUAUGAAAAUGCUUGUGGGUCUGUUGCAUAUGUUCUUGUAAAUAUAACAAUGAAACUCUUGGCAUCUCUACCUACAGAGUGAAUAUUGUAAAACAAUUCAUGUGUCCUGCACAGGGCUAUACAGUACAUGUCAAAAGGUGGGAUAUUCUCAAGACACAGAACUAGCUUGUGAAUAGUUCAAGGAUUUGUUGAAAAGGAUGCAUACCUGUACAGGCAUUUCAAUGUAACCAACAAACCAAGCAAGAUGUGCAACUUUUGUUCAUUGUGCAAACAGCAUAAUGAAAUUUAUUAAGACUUCUGUACUUAUGUAGUUUAUUUUUUUAGCAUUGUACAAAAACUACCAUUCCUUCUAACUCCAAUAAAUAUGACACGCGGUGAUGGGAA
Acanthaster planci (crown-of-thorns starfish) is the source of this 5439-nucleotide messenger RNA. It is a transcript of the gene capn5, whose product is annotated as calpain 5. Gene Ontology annotation, molecular function: calcium-dependent cysteine-type endopeptidase activity. Gene Ontology annotation, cellular component: cytoplasm. Lineage: Eukaryota; Metazoa; Echinodermata; Asteroidea; Valvatida; Acanthasteridae. Gene Ontology annotation, biological process: proteolysis. The record is from RefSeq and is a predicted model, not a curated record.